Molecule: messenger RNA, 639 nt
Organism: Botrytis porri
Lineage: Eukaryota; Fungi; Ascomycota; Leotiomycetes; Helotiales; Sclerotiniaceae
Exons: 2
Coding region: 1-639 (212 amino acids)
Source: RefSeq, a predicted model, not a curated record
AUGUCCAACCAAAAUCUCAAGCUCAGAUCCAAUACCUAUAUUGAAAAACAUCACACGUCUUGGUCCCGUGAUUUCGAACAUCUCAAUGUAGCACCAUGGCUAUGUGCAUUCAUCGACGGAGCUGGUCCUAUUCGUCACAACCCCUCGGAAUUGGACUGCAAUGAUGCUACACGGAUGUAUCAAACAUAUACUGGCUGGAUUAGUCUGGCUUAUGUUACAAUCAGCUUCGGUGAAGGGUUUUUCGUACUAUGGCUCAUGACAGGCAUUUUGUAUGAGUGCGUAUUUAAUCGGAAGUGCCCAUGCGACAAGAGUUGUGGAGUUAGUCUAAAUGCAAGCGAAGAAGUAGGCCAGAAAUCGAAUGUUCGAAAACACGAGAUGACAUCUCGGGAUGCGAGCGAGGAAGAAAAAGGACAGAUAUCUUUAGUCGGCUUACGAUACGACAACGAGAACAAAAUUAGGGAGAAAUGCUUCGUUGAAUUCAUACUGAAUGUGUUCUGGAGUAAUCGGUGGACAGAUCCUACAUUUUUGCUCUUUACUAUUCAGAACCUGUGCAUAUACUGGUUCUGUUCCAUAAUUGCAUGCGUGUUGAUCUCGUUCGUCGUAUCCAAGGCUUUAGAUAGGUUAAGUCGGAAAAGUUAG